Molecule: messenger RNA, 3009 nt
Organism: Neoarthrinium moseri
Lineage: Eukaryota; Fungi; Ascomycota; Sordariomycetes; Amphisphaeriales; Apiosporaceae
Exons: 4
Coding region: 1-3009 (1002 amino acids)
Source: RefSeq, a predicted model, not a curated record
AUGGCUGGACAAGGCAGUGGCAUCGUCUUUGAUGCCAUGAUGAUUGAUCUGGGGAACAAUCGACUGGAGGAUCUCGCCAGAGAUGUAAACCCCCGCGGUGGACAAAACACACAUGCCACUGCAGAGCCGCCGGCCACCCAACCUCGCGAGGUGGCCAAUAAGAAAGCCAAUGCUUGGAAUCAUGCUGUCGCGUCCGGAGCCUUUCGCGACGAUGACUCUCGAGGUGUGGACGGUCUUGAUACGAUUGCCAAUGGUCGUCUGCAUGCUCACAAUGCCCAACUAAGAGCUCGUCCUGACGUUCCAAGGAACGCUGGUCCUCGAUCCCAAUACAAUCCUCUCAAUCCCAGUGCUGCCAUCCACGGUCCCCGUCGUCGAUUCAGCCCGCAGCGACAAAACCAUGACUCGUAUGGUAUCGCAGAGAACAACAUUGCAUUCUCUCCGCAGGCAGAAGGUGGACCUACUCCCAUCAGGCCUACUAGACCGGUGCCAGCCUUCUCAGGCGCCGCGGGUCUGGACGCAGCAGUUCCUCAGCGAGGUGCAGUCCAGAGCAUACCGAGACAUCCCCUUUCAUCUCAUUCGCGCUCAGCAGUCCCUUCUAGUUCUACACCCACACGCACGGCAGACGCUUCACGAGACGCUGUCAGCAGUCCGGCAGAUGGUGCAAUCCUGCCUCAUCUCCGUGCUGCAACCACAUCCCUGCAGCGUCCAAGCAACGAUCCCGCUUCCUCCUUGCGGCGAGGCGCCAUCAACGGCAAUGCCAAACCAUCAGCAUCAGCUCAGAGUCCUGCUGGUGGUAUUGCAGCGUCCCUCACGACGAGUUCUCAACGUGCCGCGAGUCCCGUGAUUGCCUCGGUGAGUACUAGGACAUGGCCUGUCCAGACCGCUCAAGGGCUUCCUCCCCAUCUUUGCCCUUCUUCCCCUGUCGUUGUUUCCAAAGCACUUGCAAGCUCUCUCCCUAUGGCAAACCUCACCUUGCAGUCCUCAAAGGACAUGGCGCCAGUCCCUGCUGCCCCCCGAUCUGAUGAACCAAGCACCCAGGGUGGCUCCAGCAUUCGUCCCACACCUGAUGUCACAGUCUUCUUCGAGAGUGCUAUCCAGUCCCCGAGAGCAGCUGGGACAAAGGACGGCAAUCUUUUCUUGUACAAACACCCUCAGAAGAAUGUGUGCAUCUGGGAAAUGAGACUGGAGGAUGGUUACAUGGUUCGAGACGACGCCCGAGCCAUUGUGAACCCGAUCUUCAAACUUGGCAGCGCUCUCCUUUUGAGACGACAAGAUGCUUCAGAUGAGCCGAUACGUGCCACUAAUGUUCGACUUGGGAGUAUGACACAAGCUGACGAGUUCGUCAAGCUGCUCAAGGACCUCAUGCUCAUGUUUGCGUAUUCCUCUGACCCACGCUACCCAGCUGAGGAAAUUGAAGACACGAAGCAAUCGGCCAUGAUCGACAUAUCUACUCUGUCUCCCCUCGAGGAUGCUAUGGAUGCAGAAAGCAUGGUGGAGGACCCGAACCCCCCCCAAGCCACUGUAAAGAGUUUUGCAAGCGCUCAAUCCAUCUCAGAGGACCAAGACAGCAACAAAGAUCAAGAGACAGCAAGUGUCAAGCAGGAGCCCACCGACAACGAACAUGUCCUGAGACUUGAGGAUGAUGUGCUCGCCAACAUGAUCCAACAGCUCGAUCGCAACCAGGCCGACGGAAGAUCCAAGUCAUAUGCCGACAUAGACUAUAUGGCUGAGAAGACCGAAGAGACUCUCGACACAGAGACUCCUCAUCUUUCGUCUGAUGCCAAUAAGAAGCAUGUUAGUGUUGAACCGUUGGUGCCUAGCACUGAAAGCGAAGUCCUGAUUGACACAACGCUGGCCUCUCCGGAGCCCACUCGGCGAUCUUGUGCGAGGGACCUCGAAGGAAUUGUUUAUCACCCUGCUCAUGCCUCUACCAGCGCACUCGAUCCCGAGAUUGUGGUAAACCAUGGACCAAACAACUCUGGCCAAGCAUCUUCCUCCAGCGCUUCAUCUGAAGCUCUUGCAAACUCCAUCAAGGUCGAGUCCCCAGAGCCCUCAGUUCAGCCCGAGCCCAGCAAAGACAACGAGGUAUCAGAGCCUUCACUCGCUCUCCGAGAGAGCCCCGCCUCUGGUAGACAGCAGGUGAUGCAAUGUGAUGCAAAUAAGAAGGGCGCCAUCAAUGCAAGCAAACUGAAAUCCAUUCCGGUUGGGAUUGGCUUGUCGCAUGCUUCCAUGACUGUCUUGUCAAGCCUUACAGCUUACAACUAUCGAAUCAUGUCUCGAACUUUUGAUGACAUGGUUGAAUGGAUUGAAAGGACGCAGAUGUAUCGAGAGGGCUCCGUCAAAGAAUUUUCGGCCGUGCAGACGCUUGUGAUGCAUCUUGCCCGCCAUACCACCUUCCGAUCCUUGAACCACGAAGACCAACUACAGACAGCAGCCGUGGUUUUCGCCAAUCUGCGCCAGCUCAAGAGACAGAGCCGAAUCGUCUAUUCACCUCUCCAAAUAUUGGAAUUGGAGACUCAUGCAAGGCGUGCUCCCCCUGCCGUGCUCUUGCUCAAUGAGUUUAUUGAUCUCUCGCGCCUCGUAUGCCGUACAACAUCUCAUCUCAGUCCGGUGCGAAGCUCGAUUGCUCAUUCGAGGGGCACUGUCUCUGCAAGACAGACGCAGAGUGGCCUAUCGAAUGACGAGCCUACUCAUGGAUCAUCUCGCCAGACUUCACCCCGUCCAUCAAGCCCCUUGCGACAUAGCCGCUUGGGUCUGGCCCCGGCAAACGAUGGGCAUCUUCAUGUACCUUCUGAGCGGGCUGAAAUGCCAGACCAAGGCGAAUGUUCGACUACUCAGGCCGUUUCAGCGGUCACUUCAGCCCCCGCUGCUGAGUCCAGCCCACCUACUGUUCAAACCAACGACUACACCCCCAGCACCGGCGAUCAAGUCAGGGAACUCCCUCCCCACCUCCGGGCAAUGGGCCGUAGUCAUGCGAACGGUGGUCUCGGAGGCUCUCGAUGGGCUUAG